GGGAGGAGGAGGAGGAGAGCGGGAGGAGGAGAGGGCGACCAGCCGCUGACGAACACCGAGCUCCAGGCGCGUUGUUCCCCGAAGUCCUUUGAAAUCUAUGUAGAAACAAAAGAUCGUUUUCUGAAGCGGGAGUCAUUUGUUCACCACGAAGCAUUAUGUGUACGCCGUGUUGUUUCUCACAGCUGGCCUGCUGCUGUGGCUCCGCUGCUUGCUCCUGUUGCUGUAAAUGCUGCCCCAACAUCAAACAGUCAACAGGAACUCGCUUCAUGUAUGCGCUCUACUUCCUGUUGGUCACCGUUAUCUGUGUCAUCAUGAUGUCACCCACUGUGGACGAGGCCCUAAAAGAACAUAUCCCAUUUUACAGUGAACUGUGUGAAAAGCUGAACGUGGGUGAGAACUGCCAGACCCUGGUUGGUUAUUCGGCGGUUUAUAAAAUGUGCUUUGGAAUGGCCUGUUUCUUCUUAUUUUUUGCCCUCUUCACCAUACGUGUAAACAACAGCACUGGAUGCAGGGCAGCUAUACACAAUGGAUUUUGGCUGAUUAAGUUCAUUGUGCUGGUGCUAUGCUGCACUGGAGCCUUCUUCAUCCCUGAACAGGAAACCUUUCUGCAAGUUUGGCGCUAUGUGGGAGCUGGUGGAGGUUUUCUUUUCCUUCUCAUCCAGCUCAUGUUGUUGAUUGAGUUUGCACACAGGUGGAAUACUAACUGGAGUUCAGGGGUGAAGCACAAUCGUUUUUGGUACGCAGCCUUGGCCUUUGUGACUCUGAUGCUGUUCACUGCUGCAGUGGGAGCUGUGGUCUUCCUCUGGCUCUUCUACACUCACAAUGAGGCCUGUCUGCUCAACAAAGUCUUUUUAUGCAUCAACGGAAGUCUUUGCCUCAUUGUCUCCAUGUUGGCCAUUUCCCCUUGCAUACAGAAAUUGCAGCCAAAAUCAGGCCUGCUGCAGCCAGGGGUAAUCAGUGUCUAUGUGAUGUACCUCACUUUCUCAGCCUUCUCCAGCAAACCUAAAGAAACCCUGGAGAUUGAUGGGAGAAACCAAACGGUAUGUGUGUUUGAAUUCUCUGAAUCUGAGAGUGAGAGGAAGAUUGUCACCGGGAUUGGAACUGUCAUCCUGUUUGCCUGCGUCCUGUACUCAUGUUUGACAUCCACUACCAAGAGAAGCUCUGCUGCGCUGCGAGUUUACAGACAUAGUGAGCCAGAGAGUGAGAGAGCUCGUUGCUGUUUCUGUUUGGGAGAUGACACUGAUGAGUUUGAUGAGGAAAAGACCGGCUCAGGCCAGAAUGUGAUGUACGAUGAGCGUGAAAGGACAAUCUACAGCUACUCCUACUUCCACUUUGUCUUUUUUCUUGGCUCUCUGUAUGUUAUGAUGACAGCCACCAAUUGGUUUCAUUAUGAUGGGCACAAGAUCGAGAAGCUUCUGGAUGGAAGCGAGUCUGUGUUCUGGAUAAAGAUGGCGUCGAGUUGGGUCUGUCUGCUCCUCUACAUGGGGACCCUCAUAGCUCCCAUGCUCUGCCCAAAACGCUUUGAAGCCUAAGACCUAGUCCUCAAUCUGGGAUCAGCCAGUUCUGAUUCUCCCAUCACCAGACUGUAGGCUUCAGGCUGAGCCACCGAGGGACCACUGCAAUUCAAACUUUGACCUACCUUAAAACACAACCCGACACUACCCUCAGUGUUGCAAGUGGACUAUUGCCUUUUGAUUCUUAUUCUAGUAUUUGCUAUGUUAAGCUAAUACUUUGUUGGUUAUUUCUGUUAUUUCUACCUGUUGUUACUACCACUGACUUCUUAAAGUUUUUGUUACAUUCAUUCAUUGUUACAUUUGCAUUUUGAGAACUCUAGAUCUUUGUCAUAUUUUUUUUUUUUUGGUUUUGCUUUUUUCAUGUGUUUUUUAUAAAUUGCCUGACAUCUCAAACUUUAUCAAACCAUUGUUUUUACAUGUAAAAACUAAAGAGCUGAAGAGGUAUUUGAGUGUCUUUAUGUACCACUUUGUGAAGGAAACUCAUUCAAUAAUUGGAUGUUGUUGAAGUUGUUUAAGCUCAGGUUAAUCUAAACCUGUAUUUGUUUAUGCUUUUGUUAUAUUGUGCCCUUUUGUAGAUGUUUCUAUGCAAAGCUUUUUAUAUUAGAAAACCUGUGUUGUGAAUGUUUUUGGAUUUACCUGUGCUCCUUUUGAGCCUAAUCUUUUUGAAGGGAUGUCCUCUCCACCUGUACACUUUGUUGUCAGCUGUUUUAGGCAGUGCUUUUUUAAAUGAUCUGUGAAAACUGCACUAACAUAGUACUAUCUUUUACCAAAGUACGGGUUAGCAAACAUGUUUGUGUUUAAAAAAUCAAGGAAGUCUGACGUGUACUAGACAGGUAAGAUAAGUUUCCAUGCAGUGUCAACAGCCUUUUGCCUUUACUUUGUUACGUGUGGCUUUUACAGGUAGUAAUCAUGUAGCAAGAGUGUUUGUAUUUUAAAUUAUUCAACACUGGAUGUUGAUUUUACUGCCAAAUUGAAUUUAGACAUUCAUAUAUUCACAAGUUAUACAUUUUUUUUUGUAUUGUGUAUAUAUUGUGCAAGCUUCUAAUUUGACUGACUUACCCUCACUAAUAGGCUUUAUUUUAAGUUAUUUGUAGAUUUCAAUCAUACUUAAAGUUACAGUUACAUUAUAACUGAAAAUACAUUCAUGUAACCAAUAGUUUGAUCUCAGUGAAUAUAGAAACUGUGGUGCUCUACAUAAUACAGCCAUAGACUAGGUCAAAGAUGUGUUUACCAAAUACUGUACCUGUUCCCAUAUUCAUUUUUAAUAAAAAAAAAAAAAAAAAACCCAAAACAAUAUUGCAAAUGAUCAAUAAUGAUAAAGACGCUUCGCAUUCACACAGAGGUCCUUUUAGAAAAUAUGGAUGAGCAUUUAUUGAACACAAUGUAUUUUUAAUAUUCUGCAUGAAUGUAAAACUUGAGAUUUGUUUCAAAAGGAAAGAAAUAAAGCUGCUGGUAC
Molecule: messenger RNA, 2970 nt
Organism: Periophthalmus magnuspinnatus
Lineage: Eukaryota; Metazoa; Chordata; Actinopteri; Gobiiformes; Gobiidae
Gene: serinc5
Product: serine incorporator 5
Exons: 12
Coding region: 156-1532 (458 amino acids)
Cellular component (GO): membrane
Source: RefSeq, a predicted model, not a curated record